AAAACCCCAAAACCCCAAAACCCCAAACCCAAUAAACCCCAGCCCCAGUCAUGGCAGAACCGAAGGUAGACCCCACCAUCCCUCCAGGCCUCCUCCUAGUCUCCGCCUUCCUCUCCAUGGAGCCCGCUAAUACCUUACUCUCCCUGUCAAGAGAAUGUGGUGGAGGAUUGGUUACAGAGGGAGUGCAGAGGUUUAUUUGGGAUCACUGUAUAAGCAACGAAGCUGGUGAAAAAGGGUAUGGGCCUUACUUGAGGAAUUUUGUGAAGAGGCUUAUCUCUGAAGUAGAAUCGAGAAAUGGGACAGUUUUGGAUGAAUUAUAUGAACAAUGUGGUUAUUACAUGAGUUCAUUAAAGGAUGAUGGUCUGGUAAAAGGAAGCGCCAGGGUCCACAAAUGCAUUUCUUUUCUUUUUCCUGAUGGUUGUGAACCUCCAAGUUGUCCCAAGUCAAGCAAUCUGGUGGUUCCGCUGCAUUGUUCACUCAACAUGCUUGAAGGAGACACUGGGUGUUCUGUUUGGCCCUCAAGCCUAUAUUUGUCGGAAUUUGUACUCUCUUUUCCAGACAUAUUCUCCAACAAAUCAUGCUUUGAGGUUGGUUCUGGUGUUGGUUUGGUUGGAAUUUGUCUUUCUCAUGUAAAAGCUUCUCAGGUUAUAUUAAGUGAUGGUGACCUGUCAACUUUAUCUAACAUGAAGCUUAAUUUGAAGCUAAACCAGUUGAGUGCUGAAACUGAUGUGCUAGAAAGAUUUGGCGAAGAUCCAAAUACAGUAAAAGCUGAAAUGUAUAAUAAAUCUAAGGUGAAAUGCUUUCAUCUGCCAUGGGAAUCCGCCACAGAAAGUGAACUUGAAGAGUACUUACCUGACAUCAUUUUGGGAGCAGAUGUUAUUUAUGAUCCAUCCUGCCUUCCACACCUUCUUCGAGUGCUUGUCAUUCUUUUGAAACAAAAGAAAGCGUACACUCAGACUUGGGAAGAGAGUUGUGAGGGCCGAUUGCAAGAUGCCGAACACAUUGAUGUCAACGGCGCUUCUGAAGGGAAAUCUCUCUUUGCCCAUGAUAUACAGUGUGUUACCAUUCAAAAUGGCAACAGAACUGAUCCUUGUCAAGUCGAGGAACUUCCUGGUGGUUCUUCAGUUGCCAGACUGAUGAAAUGUCCCGUGGCUUAUAUUGCCUCGGUUAUUCGCAAUAUUGAUACUUUUAAUUGUUUUCUUAAACUAGCAGAAGAAGCUAACCUUGUAAUCGCAGACAUAACUGAAGCGCUAGUGCCCUUAAAUUUGCUUCCAUACAUGCAGUCAUACAACCGAUCAAGUAUACGUUUAUUUACUGUAAAAUGCAAACUCUCCCCCAAUAACCCCAUUAAGACACACUCAAGAAAGCUGACAAGAAUCACUCGAAACAUGGUUGGGCAAGAGCAAGGAGAGGGAGAAGUAGAGGUGAUUCACUCAUGGUCUGCUCCAAGAUCUCUUAGCACCAGUCUCAUGUACUCUUUUGCUCAGAGGGAUGACAUGGAAGUGCUUGAUGAACCUCUGUAUCCUACUUUCCUGAAGGUAUCUGAUGUUGAAAGGCCAUACAGAGAGGAGCUUCUGUCCAAAAUGGAAUCUGAUGGAGAUAAGGUUGUGAAAGAGAUAAUUUUUGCUCCAGGAGAAAAGAAGUACCGGUUUUGUAAGCAUAUGUCAAAGCAACGGUUACCUGGUUUGCCCAGUGAUCUAAUGAAGAAAGGAAAGCACUUCAUAUUGAUACGUAAUCCCCUUGAUAUACUGCCAUCUUUUGGAAAGGUUGUACCUCCAUCCUUUCUUGAUUUAGGUUUGGCAGAGCUGGUCUCCAUAUACAAUGACCUCUGUCAGUUGGGAAAGCGCCCACCUGUUAUUGAUGCAACAGACCUUGCACAAAAUCCUGAGGCUACUUUGCAUAGUCUUUGUGAAGAUCUGGGUAUUCCUUUUCAAGACUCAAUGCUCAGAUGGGAAGCUGGUCCGAAGCCAAUUGAUGGGAUGUGGGCCCCAUGGUGGUACAAAAGUGUGCAUAAAUCUACUGGUUUCUCAUCAACAAGAAAGUAUCCUGAGCCAUUUCCACUUUCUCACUAUGACUUGCUGGAGCAAAGUCUACCUUUGUACAACUGGCUCAGACGCCACGUGAGACAGGCAUCAACCCUUUUUAAGACCCCCUUACCUCCACCUGACCUUCCUGUCCCUGCAAAUGAGAAGCUGCUUGCAUGGGUUGGUGAUGAAAUUCUACCCCGUGAAAGUGCCAAGGUUUCUGUGUUUGACUCAGUUGUCCAAGGUGGUGAUUCGGUGUGGGAGGGACUUCGAGUUUACAGAGGGAAGAUAUUUAAGCUUGAAGAGCAUUUAGACAGGUUGUUUGACUCAGCAAAGGCUCUUGCUUUCAAGAAUGUUCCAACUCGUGAAGAAGUUAAGGAAGCCAUUUUCAGAACAUUAAUUAGGAAUCAAAUGUUUGAUAAUUCACAUAUUCGACUAUCCCUCACAAGAGGAAAGAAGGUUACUUCUGGGAUGAGCCCAGCAUUUAACCUCUAUGGCUGCACCCUAAUUGUGCUUCCAGAAUGGAAACCCCCUGUAUAUGAUAAUACACAUGGUGUAACUCUGGUGACGGCUACCACACGGCGUAAUUCACCAAAUAAUUUGGAUUCAAAAAUUCACCACAACAACCUGCUCAAUAACAUACUUGCAAAGAUAGAAGGGAAUAAUGCAAAUGCUGAUGACGCAAUCAUGCUUGACAAGGAUGGUUUUGUGUCGGAAACAAAUGCUACAAACAUCUUUUUAGUAAAAAAGGGCAGAGUUCUGACACCUCAUGCUGAUUACUGCCUUCCGGGUAUCACUCGAGCUACUGUAAUGGAUUUAGUGGUGAAAGAGCGAUUGGUGUUGGAGGAGAGAAGAAUCAGCCUAUCGGAAUUCCACACUGCAGAUGAGGUAUGGACGACUGGAACAAUGGGAGAGCUCACCCCAGCUGUGAAGAUUGAUGGACGUGAAGUUGGCGAUGGACAAGUGGGACCUGUGACUCGAAGGUUACAAAAUGCUUACAAAAAGCUUACAGAAGAGUCAGGAGUGCCCAUACCAUCAUAUCAGGAGAAUUAAAUAAUAUAUAUAGCUUCUACAAGACUGUAGACAUUGUGCAAGUGGGAUUGCUUUCAUCCCCACAGAAAGAAGAUUGUGCAGUUGCGUUUUGAUCGCCAGCAUCACAGUUACAGCACUGCAGAUUUCAGAUGCUUGUGGAGAUGAUACCAUAAUCUUGGCAUUUCUCUGCAUGUUAACACUGAAGCUAGAAUUGUUAAUGUGUUUAGCAACACAGGACUUUUAAGUAAUUCCCUACAUCUUAAACUUCAGUAGGGAUGUGUCUAUUUAGCCAAUAAAAUAAAUCUCAGACUGUUAAAUAGUUUGAACGUGACUGUGGCAUUUACUUCAAGCAAUGUUAUAGUAUAUAUUUGUGUGUUGGUUCUUCGGUAU
Molecule: messenger RNA, 3446 nt
Organism: Populus euphratica (Euphrates poplar)
Lineage: Eukaryota; Viridiplantae; Streptophyta; Magnoliopsida; Malpighiales; Salicaceae
Product: branched-chain-amino-acid aminotransferase-like protein 1
Exons: 30
Coding region: 51-3077 (1008 amino acids)
Biological process (GO): carboxylic acid metabolic process
Molecular function (GO): catalytic activity
Source: RefSeq, a predicted model, not a curated record